This is a messenger RNA of Etheostoma spectabile (orangethroat darter), 3787 nucleotides long. It is a transcript of the gene ptprea, whose product is annotated as protein tyrosine phosphatase receptor type Ea. The record is from RefSeq and is a predicted model, not a curated record. Bases 395 to 2488 code for a protein of 697 amino acids. Gene Ontology annotation, biological process: protein dephosphorylation. Gene Ontology annotation, molecular function: protein tyrosine phosphatase activity. NCBI's taxonomy places the organism in Eukaryota, Metazoa, Chordata, Actinopteri, Perciformes, Percidae. The transcript is spliced from 22 exons.
GUUGGAGUAAACACUAACUCCUCCUUCCCGGUGACAGGCGGCAACACUGAAGCGUCGCCUCGCCUUUUCCAACCCAAUCUACGCUCAGGACUUAAUGUCGAUGCCAUUAAGGUGGUGAGCAGUGUCACUUUAAGGCUAGCAGUGCCAUGCUGGCUGCUGCUCGGUGAUCCCCUGGAAGUGAAGCGCUGAGACCCGUAACUCACCUCCGCCUGGAUUCAAGGAUUUUCUCUCAUCACUGGGCUGUGUGAGCGGACCUCACUCCCAGCUUCUGUCCAACCUCUCGCUGCAGAAGACGACGACGACAAUGUGACUAUUGGACUCUGUCAGAACCAUGUGAGCUGCUAUUAUGGAUCUGAGAAUCAGCAUACAUUGAAUCAGCACUCAUCCAGUCACAAUGGUCCUACUUCUGUUUUUGGUGGCAACCACAACAACAUCCAAUUCCACCAGCAAUGGCAACCAUACAAAAGAAGACGUUUCUUCCCCCAGCCACCACAUCCUCCCCAUCGUGCUGGUCUUGUCCCUGCUGCUGCUCAUCAUCGCACUGCUAGCCUGGUACUUCCUCAGGUUAAAAAACCAGAGAAAAGCAGUCGUCACAACAGUCGACAAGAAGAUACCAAAUGGCAUCCUGGAGGAACAAGAGUUUGGAUACAGUACUGAGUCGUUACACACCAUUGUGCCACCAGAGCAACAGACGGUGGUCCUUCUGCCCCGAUCCCCGUCAGCCUCUAAGACCUACUUCCCCAUCCCAGUGGACCAACUUGAGGAGGAGUACAGGCUCCGCUCAGCUGACGAUGGCAAACUCUUCAGAGAGGAGUACAAUUCCUUGCCAGGAGGUAGUGCCCACGGGACAUACGAGGAGGCAAACAAGGAUGAAAACAAGGAGAAAAACCGAUACCCCAACAUCCUUCCUUAUGAUCAUUCCAGAGUGGUGUUGACUCAGCUUGAUGGAAAUCCCUGUUCGGACUACGUGAAUGCUUCAUACAUUGAUGGUUACACAGAAAAAAACAAAUUCAUAGCAGCACAAGGCCCAAAAGAAGAGACCGUGGCAGAUUUCUGGAGGAUGAUAUGGGAGCAGAAAGUUGCGACUGUUGUCAUGCUGACAAAUCUGAAAGAAAGAAAAGAAGACAAGUGUUACCAGUACUGGCCGGAUCAGGGCUGUUGGACCUACGGGAAGAUGAGGGUGGCAGUAGAAGACUUCACCGUUCUCGUGGACUACACGAUACGCAAGUUCUGUAUACAAUAUCAAGCCAGUGAUGCCUCUAAGACUCCCAGGCUGGUCACCCAGCUUCACUUCACCAGCUGGCCCGACUUCGGAGUUCCUUUCUCCCCCAUCGGCAUGCUCAAGUUCCUCAAAAAGGUCAAGGCGGUUAAUCCGCCCUUCUCUGGGCCUAUCGUCGUCCACUGCAGCGCCGGCGUCGGGAGGACGGGAACCUUCAUCGUAAUAGACGCCAUGAUCGAAACAAUGCACGCAGAGCAGAAAGUUGACGUGUUUGGGUUUGUGGCCAAGAUACGAGAGCAGCGCUCACAGCUCAUUCAGACGGAUAUGCAGUACUCAUUCAUCUACCAGGCCUUGCUUGAAUACUACCUCUACGGAGACACGGAGCUGGACGUGUCGUCUCUGGAAGGACAUUUGCACAAAUUGCACAACACCUUUGCAGACGGCGACCGGGUGGGCCUAGAGGAAGAGUUUAAGAAACUGACCAACAUGCGAAUAAUGAAGGAGAACAUGAGAAUGGGGAACCUUCCAGCCAACAUGAAGAAGAACAGAGUUCUGCAAAUUAUUCCAUAUGACUUUAACAGAGUUAUUCUCUCCAUGAGAAGAGGGCAGGAGUAUACCGAUUUCAUCAACGCAUCUUUUAUAGACGGCUACAGACAGAAGGACUACUUCAUCGCCACCCAGGGCCCUUUAACGCACACGGUAGAGGAUUUCUGGAGAAUGGUGUGGGAAUGGAAAUGUCACUCAAUUGUCAUGCUCACCGAGCUCCAGGAGAGGGAGCAGGACAAAUGUUGUCAAUACUGGCCCGCGGAGGACUCUGUCACCUACGGAGACUACACGGUAGAGUUGAAGGGAGACACUUUGUGCGACACCUUCAGUCUACGAGACUUGGUACUCACCUUUGUCCCGGAGAAGCAGAUGAGGGUGAUCAGGCACUUCCACUUCCACGGCUGGCCGGAGGUCGGCAUCCCAGCCGAGGGGAAAGGCAUGAUCGACAUCAUCGCCUCGGUGCAGAGACAGCAGCAGCAGUCUGGGAACCAUCCCAUCGUCGUACACUGCAGUGCUGGUGCAGGGCGAACAGGUACGUUCAUUGCACUGAGCAAUAUCCUGGAGCGAGUCAAGGCAGAAGGGCUGCUGGACGUGUUCCAAACUGUGAAGAGUUUACGCAUGCAGAGGCCUCAUAUGGUCCAAACUGUGGAACAAUAUGACUUCUGCUACAGGGUGGUACAGGACUUUGUCGACAUUUUCUCAGACUAUGCCAAUUUUAAAUGAUGAGAUUUGCCUUAAUCGUGGUUUUUAAUGUUUUCGAAAGCCGGUUUGUCAGUUGUUUUUUUUUACUUGGUCAAAUGAUCUAUUUUGCUAUGCACUUGUCCCGCCGUUAACUCCGUCCUGGCUGUAAUAUACUGUAUGUCAGUGGAUGAACAUUGUAAAUGAAAAAAAGUUAGAUUAAUGUAUAUUUCACAUCAUGUAUGAUAAUUUUUGUCAUCAAGUGUUGUUUUACACUUAUUUCACUUUUGUUGUAUAAUACUGUAUUUGAAAUGUUUAUCUAAAUGUUAUUUUGGAUUGACCAUGUCAUUUGAAAAGUUGUACUUAUUGUAAAUGUAUUUAUGUAUCAACGAUGACAUUCUAUUCUUGAGUUUUGGAGAACACAACGCGAAUGUUAAGAGUUUUAUGUCAUCAUACAGUACGUCAUUGCAUUUAUUGAUGACUUCUGAGAUUAGAGGCGAUAUUGAAACUACAUGCCCAUUGCACAUGCAAUACUCUUUCCAAUAGAAAUAUUGUCAGAAAAAGAACUGAUCCCUUAAGCCGUAAUGAAGAGAACGUAAAGUUAAGCAACAGAGGCCAAGGUGAAGACGCGGGGGUCGGGCAGAAGGUUUACAGUUAAGACGUAUUGCAAAGUCGUGAAAUACCGUUACAUUGUUUUUGUACCUCAUAAAAGUGGUAUGCGACUGCAUUUAACAUGGAUAUUAAGUCUGCCUUUUGUCUUUAGAUGGUAAAAAGUAUUUUAUUAAAAUGACUGCACAUCAAAAAGCACACAUAACUAAGCCAAGAACCUGCAAUAUUCACCGGUAUGUUUAUUGCUUUUCUACCUCUGCCAAGGAGGUUAUUUGUAUUAGACAUUUUUCAAAAACUUUAAGACGUGAAAAAGUAGUACGUCUCUAAGGUAAAAGGCCGAGCGUUGAAAGGUGAUUUUAUGGAAAGGCAAGUGUGGUCGCUAAACGCAGUAGUCAGUACCAUUUCAUGACAACCUGCGUCAGAUGCAGUUAACGCAGUAAAGUAUUAAGUGUAACAAUAGACAACUUCUGUAAUGGCAAAAACCACAAUACGCACAUGUGUUACAGUGCCUGCUUAAUAUCAGAGCGACAAACACACCCCUGUCGACAUACUAUCAACGUUUAGUUACUUAAUCUCUCAGAAUACGUUAAUUUAUUAUAGAUUUUUUUUAAACAUACAUCACAAUAAGGAAGCAGAAUGUUUAAAUGAUAGCAUCUUAAUGUGAAUCUGCUUGUCUGUGCGGCAGUAACCCCCAUCCAUCUGGAACUUCAACAUUAAACCAAACAUUUGAAAUAA